AUGCUUUUUUCACCUCUGCCCUUGGUAAGCCUAUCGGGAGUGGUCGGCGGACAGCGCUUUGCUGCCAUCAGGGGCGACCAGAGGGUGCUGUGCGACAAAAUCCGCCGCAUGGCGCGCUGCGAUGGUGUAAAGCGCAUCUCGGGCGACCUCUACGAGGAGGUGCGCCGCGUGCUGAAGGCCUACGUGGAGGACAUUGUGCGCUGCAGCGCAGCCUGCAUUGAGUACGCGCGCAAGAAGACAGUGACGGCGAGCGAUGUCGUGAACGCGCUUGCGCAAGCGCGGCCACAUCCUUUACGGCUACGCGUAAGCAAGCGUGCUUCGGUGCCUGGCCGCCCGUCUCCCUUGCCUACGCACUUGCGUGGGCGACGGGCGGCCAGGGUUUGUGUGCACUUAUAG
Leishmania braziliensis MHOM/BR/75/M2904 is the source of this 396-nucleotide messenger RNA. Its product is annotated as histone H4. The transcript has a single exon. Lineage: Eukaryota; Euglenozoa; Kinetoplastea; Trypanosomatida; Trypanosomatidae. Gene Ontology annotation, molecular function: protein heterodimerization activity; DNA binding; structural constituent of chromatin. The coding region runs from base 1 to 396 and encodes 131 amino acids. Gene Ontology annotation, biological process: nucleosome assembly. The record is from RefSeq and is a predicted model, not a curated record.